AUGGUUCGCGUGUCUGUCCUCAAUGACUGCCUGAACAACAUUGUCAAUGCCGAGCGCCGUGGCAAGCGCCAGGUGCUCAUCCGCCCUUCCUCCAAAGUCGUUGUGAAGUUCCUGAGCGUCAUGCAGCGCCACGGUUACAUCGGUGAAUUCGAGAUCAUCGACGACCACCGCUCCGGCAAGAUCGUCGUCCAACUCAACGGCCGUCUCAACAAGACUGGUGUCAUCUCUCCCCGAUUCAACAUCCAGCACAAUCAGAUUGAGUCCUGGGUCAAUUUGUUGCUCCCUGCCAGAGGUUUCGGUAUCAUCAUCCUCACCACCUCUUCAGGCAUUCUCGACCACGAGGAGGCCCGUCGCAAGAACGUCGGAGGCAAGCUCCUCGGCUAUGUGUACUAA
Messenger RNA from Cyclocybe aegerita, 393 nucleotides. The record is from the annotation of a GenBank genome assembly. NCBI's taxonomy places the organism in Eukaryota, Fungi, Basidiomycota, Agaricomycetes, Agaricales, Hemipholiotaceae.